This is a messenger RNA of Fopius arisanus, 1391 nucleotides long. RefSeq names its product Bcs1 chaperone (gene Bcs1). The transcript has 7 exons. The record is from RefSeq and is a predicted model, not a curated record. Gene Ontology annotation, cellular component: mitochondrial inner membrane. Gene Ontology annotation, molecular function: ATP hydrolysis activity; ATP binding. Gene Ontology annotation, biological process: mitochondrial respiratory chain complex III assembly; protein insertion into mitochondrial inner membrane from matrix. Bases 11 to 1342 code for a protein of 443 amino acids. Lineage: Eukaryota; Metazoa; Arthropoda; Insecta; Hymenoptera; Braconidae.
ACCACGUGGGAUGGAAGUGGUGGAGGUUACGAGAAUUGUUUUUGAUUAUUGUGGAGUGAAAAUGACGAUUGUGGAAUAUUUUCAAACAUUGACGGAUAAUCCGUAUUUUGGGGCUGGUUUUGGACUGGCUGGACUGGGGGUUGGAGCUGCUGUACUUCGGAAAAGCAGUCAAUUUGCUAUGGUUUUGUUUAGGCGUCAUUAUAUGAUAACCCUCGAGGUACCGUGCAGGGAUAAAAGUUAUCAAUGGCUUUUACAAUGGAUAACGCACAAAGGUGCUAAAAAAACCCAGCACUUGUCCGUGGAAACUAGUUUUGAGUUAAAAGACACUGGAAGUGUCAACACGAAAUACGAAUUCAUCCCAAGCAUUGGAACUCACUUCUUCAGAUAUAAAGGCAACUGGAUAAGAGUUGAGAGGACCAGAGAGCAGCAGACACUCGACCUCCACAUGGGAAUUCCCUGGGAGACUGUCGUCCUGACUGCUUUUGGGAAUGAUAGGAGUAUUUAUUUCGACAUUCUUGAAGAAGCCCGACAAAUGGCUCUGAAAGAACACGAGGGCAAGACGAUAAUGUACACAGCGAUGGGAAGCGAGUGGAGGCAAUUUGGACAUCCGAGGAAAAAGAGACCGAUUGAAUCAGUGGUUUUGGAUCAGGGAAUUGCAGAGAGAAUCGUCAAGGAUUGCAGGGAAUUCAUUGAGAAUCCUGGGUGGUACAGUGAUCGAGGUAUUCCUUAUAGACGUGGGUAUCUUCUCCAUGGCCCUCCGGGCUGUGGAAAAUCCUCGUUCAUCACAGCUUUAGCUGCAGAAUUAGAACGAGGUAUUUGCGUUCUGAAUUUAUCGGAAAGAGGACUCACUGAUGAUCGGUUAAAUCAUCUUCUAGCUGUUGCUCCACAGCAGACGAUUAUAUUACUUGAGGAUGUUGAUGCUGCCUUCAGUAGUCGAGAAGAAACCAAAGAAAUGAAAGCUGCAUUCGAUGGACUCAACCGAGUCACAUUCAGUGGAUUAUUAAAUUGUCUCGAUGGAGUUGCCUCCACUGAAGCUCGAAUUUUAUUCAUGACAACGAACUAUUUAGAGAGAUUGGACCCCGCCCUGGUGAGACCAGGAAGAGUCGAUGUUAAAGAAUACAUCGGCUGGUGCAGUGCAAUUCAGCUGGAGCAAAUGUUCCUCAGGUUUUACCGAGGCCCAGAGGGUACGAAUCCUCAGGCCCUAGCGAAACAAUUUGCAGAGGGUGUAAUGAGUUUUAACAAAAACGUGAGUCCCGCCCAGAUUCAGGGAUUCUUCAUGUUCCAUAAGAAUUCCCCUGAUCAGGUGCUCAACAAUGUCGCCCAGAUUUGGGAGCUCACCUAAUUAUUUUGUACUCGUAGUCGAAAUAAUACAGUGAAUACAACUUUUUAAA